CGGUGGUACGUGGAAAUUCGACAGCAAGGCACUGUGUGUUACCUGGCAAACAAAGAGUCAGAAUUUUCUUUUGAGGGCGAAAACGGGGAGGAAGUGACCAAACAGAUAAUUUCGCACUUAAACCAAGGCGUGCACGCUUCGUUGAAAGCUUCGUUGAAAGCUUCGAACUUGGCGGGAGUUGAAGUGUUAGAUUUGCAGGACUCUCGCGCUAUCAGCUUAUCCGACAACGACACAACAAAUGGAAGUUUUCAGGCCUGUGGGGAGAGCGUUUCAUGCGAUGAAGAGAGUGUGAUUCAAAAUGUCAUUAAACAUUUGGAUUCAUUAACGCGCCAAUUCGAAAACCACCGAACUGAGACGUCUGUUGUUCUAAACGAACUUGUUAAUAUAUAUGAGAAUCAAAAAAGUCCGACGGCAACUGAAAAUCUUACUAAAGAAAAUAGAUUAUUGAAAGAAGAAAACAAGGCUCUUCAAACAGAGCUAACAAAAUAUAAAGAUACUUUAACCGAACUAAAUACAAAGCUGACGGAUACUGAAAGUGAGAAAUCAAGCCUCUUAACUGUUAUUAGGUUGCUGAAUGAAGAGCAAGCCACUGUAAUGUGUUCAAAUAAGGAUGAAUCUAGUCAAGCGCAACAAACACGGAGCUCAUGGCAAAUAGCUGGCCGCAAAACCAUAAGUCAAAGUGCUGGUCACCAUAUAAAUUUGAGCAAUAAGUACUCUACCUUGCAAAUUGAAGACGACGAUGAGGCAGUAAUGAGCGGUGACGCUGGAAAUAAUCAAACCUUAGUUCCCAAGAAGACUCCAACUAUAGACCACGAAAAGAAAAGACGAUUGAAAAACACCCCAAGAAAUAUCCAAGACACAAAGCAAAAUUCCUUACCAAUCAGCAAUCAACGUGACACUAUCCAACCGAAGAAACAACAAUGUGAUGUAGCUUUGGUGGGUGACUCCAUGAUUAAGCAUGUUGAUGUCCGAAAACUUCGUCAUGGCACAAACAAACAG
This is a messenger RNA of Paramuricea clavata, 999 nucleotides long. Lineage: Eukaryota; Metazoa; Cnidaria; Anthozoa; Malacalcyonacea; Plexauridae. The record is from the annotation of a GenBank genome assembly.